Phytomonas sp. EM1 is the source of this 1383-nucleotide messenger RNA. The record is from the annotation of a GenBank genome assembly. NCBI's taxonomy places the organism in Eukaryota, Euglenozoa, Kinetoplastea, Trypanosomatida, Trypanosomatidae.
AUGGAGGCGAAUAUCUGUGAUGCGAAAACUGGAUCGCUUGACGAGAAACAAAAUACUUCCAGUGAUCACAAUGAUCAAAUAUCCGAAGAAAUCAGCCUAAGUCAAGACAACUGCAGUUCAGAGCAUAUGGAUGUUCUGCUUGGCAAGUUCAACUCGCUCGUUCUUUCCAGUGAGGAGUAUCAAAAAUAUGCAAAGAGUGAGCAAGGAUACAUGCGGACUUUGCAGAAAGCUCUUGAUACCGUUGACAUCAAAAUUAACGGCAGCCGACCUUGGGAUGUUAAGGUACACCAUCCGCUGCUUUAUCGUCGUGUGCUUCGCAAAGGGAGCCUCGGUCUUGGCGAAGCUUACAUGGAUGGCUGGUGGGAUACGAACGACUUCUACUCUUUGCAUUUGUUCUUUAAGAAAAUUCUUGAAGGUAAUCUUGAGUAUUACUUCCCAAAUAGUGCUAAGGACUUUUGUAACGUGCUCAAGGCCAGACUUUAUAACUUCCAGACCAAAAAAAAGAGCAAGCGUGUCGGUAUUCAGCAUUAUGACUUGGGAAGCAAAUUUUUCGAAGAGAUGUUAGGGAAAAGCAUGCAGUACAGCUGCGCAUAUUGGGUGAAACAUGAUGCGAAUGGCAAUCCAUGCCGUGUUGAAACUCUCGACGAAGCGCAGGAAGUAAAGCUGAAAAUGAUUGGAGAUAAGCUGAAGUUGAAAAAAGGGAUGGAGGUGCUUGACGUGGGGUGUGGUUGGGGCACUUUGGCAAAAUUCCUCAGUGAGCGAUACGACGUAAAGGUGGUUGGCAUCACCAUCUCACAACAGCAGUACGAAUUCGCGUCCGAGUACACCAAGGACGAUCCCAAUGUUACGAUACUGGUGCAAGACUACCGCGAUGUGAACUUUACGAGGAAAUUCAACCGCAUCGUAUCGGUUGGUAUGUUUGAGCAUGUUGGGUAUAAAAACUACUCCACCUUUUUCAAGUGCAUGCGACGUCUCCUGAAGAACGAUGACCCCGAUGCGCGUUUGCUGCUGCACACCAUAGGUGGGAAGAUCACCAAGUGCACCGCCGAUCAGUGGUAUCUCAAGUAUAUAUUUCCAGGCGGCUGCUUACCGAGCAUUAUGAAUAUCGGCAAAAGCAGCGAGAGGAAAUUUGUUAUCGAGGAUAUCCACAACUUUGGGUUUUUCUACGGCCCCACGCUAAUGGCCUGGCGGGAACACUUGUUGAACAUGUGGAGGCGUGAUGUGCAAUCUCGGCUGAAUGAAAAAACGGAGGGCUUCUUCCGAAUGUUUUACUACUAUUUAAGCAGCAGUGCCGGCGCGUUUCUGUCGCGAGACUUACAGCUAUGGCAAAUCGUGUUCAGUCCGAAUGGACUUCCAGAAUACCCUGAUAUCCCACGCCCAUGA